GUCACUCUUUUAUAAGGACAAAGGGAGGGAAGCUGUGCACACCUGCAUGCACUUGAUUGCAUAAUUAACUCAAUGCGUACUAUUUGAACGCCAUCACUGUCUACUUACUCGGUCUUUCUAGUUUGCCUAGAGCUACAGCUUUUUCGACAAAACUCCCAACACUGUUAAAGUUGACUGAUAAUUAAGCAACAUAGCCGGCUUAACGGCGUAUAAGGGGGUGAAGUGGCGCAGGAAGUCGCGCCGUUUGACUCCCACGGCGUGCAUGGCCGCUGGUAACAUGAUGCGGGUCCCCGAAGGCGAGCUGACUAGCGACAUCCUUUCGUGCAUGUACGGGGGCGCUGUGCUACCGCAGUACGCCAGCAUCAGGAAGUUCAGGCGGGGAAUCGACGGGAUCUAUGUGGACACCGAGGACUGGAAUGAUGGGUUAAAAAGGCGUCAGAUGGUGAACGAAAAGGAACGGCUCCGAAUCCGGAACCUGAACUGCAUGUUCUCCUGUCUGAAGCGAAUGGUGCCGUUAAUGCGGCGGGACCGCAAGCCCAGCAAGGUGGACAUUCUGAAGGCUGCCUCCGAGUACAUCCGCCUGCUCCUGUCCGUGUUGAGUGACACUCCUCCGGAGACGAUGUGUGUAGGACCCCAGUGUAUGUCUCAGGUGCUGGGUGCUGUUCCGGGACCCGAUCUGAUGGAUGGUGUGACCUUGUCAGUUCCCACUGGAGUUUCUGGGGAUGAUGUUGGGGAUGUUGGUGGGUUACUGUUUCAUCAGUGUGUGAUGCCCACAUACCAGUACGUCAUCCAGCUGACCCCAGAACAGGCAAUGAUGUUCCAGUCCUGUUAGGGAUGAAACAUGCAGGUGUUCAACCCGGAGACAAAAUGAGCACUUUCAGGUUUGCUUCAUUUCAGACCAUGACCAAAUGUGGUAAUGGAACGGCAAUACCCACUCAGCCGACGUUUGUUUAUGAAAGAUCUUUGUAAAUGCAGAUGCUCAAUUGUGGAAAUGUUUGUGUUUUAUACAGGGGUGUUGAAGAUUACUUUUUUUUUUUCUUUUGUGAAGACUUCCAUGGAUGAAUGUAUGUACACAUUACAUGUUGUGUGCAAGAUACUUCUGGUACAACAGCCCCUUGAAAUAAAAACUGAAAGCAUUGUA
This is a messenger RNA of Paramormyrops kingsleyae, 1141 nucleotides long. RefSeq names its product folliculogenesis specific bHLH transcription factor (gene figla). The record is from RefSeq and is a predicted model, not a curated record. Lineage: Eukaryota; Metazoa; Chordata; Actinopteri; Osteoglossiformes; Mormyridae. Gene Ontology annotation, biological process: regulation of transcription by RNA polymerase II; developmental process. Gene Ontology annotation, molecular function: RNA polymerase II transcription regulatory region sequence-specific DNA binding; DNA-binding transcription factor activity, RNA polymerase II-specific; protein dimerization activity.